Molecule: messenger RNA, 3283 nt
Organism: Alligator mississippiensis (American alligator)
Lineage: Eukaryota; Metazoa; Chordata; Crocodylia; Alligatoridae
Gene: RGL1
Product: ral guanine nucleotide dissociation stimulator like 1
Exons: 18
Coding region: 163-2538 (791 amino acids)
Biological process (GO): positive regulation of GTPase activity; Ras protein signal transduction
Cellular component (GO): plasma membrane
Molecular function (GO): guanyl-nucleotide exchange factor activity
Source: RefSeq, a predicted model, not a curated record
UGCACUCCCAGCUCUUUGUAGUCAUGAAUUGACUGCAGAAGCUAAGCAACAGAAGCAGAGUGCUGUCUACUCUGCUGGGAAAGUGUGAGAGGAUUGUAAAAGCUAGUUGCUUCAAAGCAGGAUCCACCAUGCUCCGUCCAUGUAGAGAAGAGGAAACUGAGAAUGAAAUUGUUUUGGAAAGUUAAAAUGAGCUCUAUUCAGGACUGGGGUGAAGAGGUAGAGGAAGGAGCUGUUUAUAAUGUCACCCUCAAAAGAGUGCAGAUUCAACAGGCUGCCAAUAAAGGAGCAAGAUGGCUAGGGGCUGAAGGGGACCAAUUGCCUCCAGAACAUACUGUUAGCCAGUAUGAGACAUGUAAAAUCAGAACAAUCAAAGCUGGCACCCUGGAGAAACUUGUGGAAACCCUCCUGACAGCUUUUGGAGACAACGAUUUUACUUACAUCAGCAUUUUUCUGUCAACGUACAGGGCCUUUGCCUCUACUAAAGAAGUACUAGAAAUUCUCCUUGACCGGUAUGGAAACCUGGAGACCUCAAACUGUGAAGAAGAUGGAAGCCAGAAUUCCUCAGAGUCCAAAACAGUACUCAGGAAUGCAAUAGCCUCACUCUUGAGAGCCUGGCUUGAUCCGUGUUCUGAAGACUUCAGAGAGCCACCGGAUUACGUGUGUUUGCAUAAACUGUUGGAUUACCUUAAAAGAAUCAUGCCUGGCUCUGACACAGAGAAAAGGGCACAAAACCUCCUGGAGCAGUUUCAGAAGCAAGAAGUAGAAAAUGAGAAUGGAUUUCAUAGCACCUUCAUUUUCAGCCUUGAUGUUGAUGAGGAAAUAGAAAUUGAUGGGACACAUGAGCUCUCUUUUUUCUCAGAAGAUCUUGUGGCAGAGCAGCUAACAUAUAUGGAUGCAGAACUCUUUAAGAAAGUAGUGCCCCACCACUGUUUGGGUUGCAUCUGGUCUCAGAGGGAUAAGAAAGAAUACAAGCACUUGGCAUCCACUAUCAGAGCCACCAUCUCCCAGUUUAAUGCAGUUACUAACUGUGUCAUCAAAACCAUCCUGAAAGACAAAGAACUCAAGCCACAGCACAGAGCCAAGAUCAUUGAGAAGUGGAUCAAUAUUGCACAAGAAUGUAGGAUCCUGAAGAAUUUUUCCUCCUUGAGGGCCAUUGUUUCAGCACUGCAGUCCACCUCCAUCUAUCGACUAAAGACGACCUGGGCAUCUGUUACAAAGGAGAAGAUGCUGACAUUUGAAGAGCUGUCCGACAUCUUCUCAGAGCAUGACAAUUAUCUGACGAGUAGGGAGCUGCUGAUGAAGGAAGGAACAUCUAAGUUUGCAAAUUUGGACAGUAGUGUGAAGGAGAACCAAAAAAGGACUCAGAGACGACUUCAGCUGCAGAAAGAUAUGGGAGUAAUGCAGGGCACAGUACCUUAUCUUGGAACCUUUCUUACUGAUCUGACCAUGCUUGACACAGCCCAUCAGGACCAUGUUGAGGGUGGGUUGAUAAAUUUUGAAAAGAGAAGACGAGAGUUUGAAGUAAUUGCCCAAAUUAAGCUUUUGCAAUCUGCCUGUAACAGCUACUGCCUUACACCAGAGCAAAAAUUCAUCCGAUGGUUUGAGAGACAGCAGCCCUUAACAGAGGAGGAGAGUUAUAACCUCUCACGUGAGAUUGAAGCAGCUGCAGACACUAGCACCACAUCACCGAAGCCUCGAAAAAGUAUGGUGAAGAGACUCAGCCUACUGUUUUUGGGAUCAGAUGUGAUCACCAAUAGUACACCCACCAAAGAGCAGCCAAAAUCUACUCCAAGUGGGAGCUCUGGUGAAAGCACAGAUUCUGUCAGUGUAUCAUCAUGUGAGUCGAAUCAUUCUGAAUCUGAAGAAGUCUGCAUCACGCCCAUAGACACGUCUGUAGAUACACCUGUGGACACGCCUGUAGACACACCUGUGGACACAGCUAUGGAUGAGCCUCAGAAAAAGCUCUCUGAAUCCUCGUCGUCUUGUUCCUCUGUACAUUCCAUGGACACACCUUCCUCAGGAGUAUCAUCUUUAAACAACAUAAACUCACCUCUUAUUUCCUCAACCUCCAAUCUGAAGAUUCAUAAGUGCCCCAUGCCUGUGACGUGCAUUACCUCCACAGUAUCAUCUCCUCUUUACAGCCAGCAGAAUGGAGAUGCAUGCAUAAUCCGGACCAGAGUAGAAAACAACAAUGGCAAUGUAUACAAAAGUAUCCUGUUAACUUGCCAAGACAAGACUCCAGCUGUCAUUCAGAGAGUUAUGUCAAAGCACAACUUAGACCCUGAUGAUUUUGAGGAUUAUGAACUUGUUCAGGUCAUCUCAGAGGACAAAGAGUUAGUCUUCCCAGACAACGCUAAUGUGUUCUAUGGCAUGAACAGCCAGGUGAAUUUUGACUUCAUGCUACGAAAAAAGCCUUCUUUAAUUUUUGGACCAUGGGAUUUUGGACAAGUGAAAAAGAGGAGCCAAUUUAGCCUGACACUCCCUAGGACGGCCCAGCGGGGGUGCUGGAGUAACAGACACAGCAAAAUCGCAUUUUGAAGAGAAGGAGCUAACACAAAGGAGAUUCGAUUUUGAUAUGGACCUUUGAUACCAUCCAGUAUUACAAAAUCACAGCAGAUGAAUGUAUCAGUAUUCAAAUCUGGAAUGCAAAGUGAGCAUUCACUAUAAUACAGAUAGAAACAUCUCUUUCCCUCUAUUAGUAUAGAGGUGGACGGCAAAAGACUUAUGGGACAGUCUAGACUAUGGAAAUAUUUUUUGCACAUUAGCCUAGGAAGGUGAGGUCAUUUUUACAGGGAAAAUUGGAACAACAAACCUCAUCUUAAGAAUUCCUCGUAAACUAACUCUCCUCCUAGGAAAACGUUUCUCCUUUGUGCCAGUAUUAACUACAACAAGGACUUGAAAAUUUAUUUUUUUAUGAACUAGAGAAGAAAAAUCGCAAUAAAAUUUCACCUGAAUUGAACAGGAUGACACAACCAGCCCUUAGCUGAAUGAUAACACCAAUUUCCAAAGGGUGUGGAUGAGCUGAAAGGUUGCUAGUUUAUCAUCCUGUCUAAAAAUUGCUGCCUCUGAGAGGCAUUCGCAUCAGUGAAAAAGAAGGCUUGAUGCCCUCUCAAAACACUUGUCUUUCAAAACACAACAGAAAAUGCAAUUGUGUGUGUUUGUUUCACACAUAUGACAAACUAUUUUGCACUUGUUCAAAGCCAGAAAAUACAUUUUGGGAUUUUUCCAAAGAGCAUUAGGAUAUUGGGCCAUGCUUGCUUUUGGAUGAAUGUCAUGUUUUGUU